This is a messenger RNA of Prionailurus viverrinus (fishing cat), 6165 nucleotides long. It is a transcript of the gene DGKD, whose product is annotated as diacylglycerol kinase delta. Gene Ontology annotation, molecular function: protein heterodimerization activity; protein homodimerization activity; ATP-dependent diacylglycerol kinase activity. The record is from RefSeq and is a predicted model, not a curated record. The transcript is spliced from 30 exons. The coding region runs from base 550 to 4053 and encodes 1167 amino acids. Gene Ontology annotation, biological process: intracellular signal transduction; lipid phosphorylation; diacylglycerol metabolic process. Lineage: Eukaryota; Metazoa; Chordata; Mammalia; Carnivora; Felidae.
AGGUGCUUCGUCUGUGAGCGAGGCCUCUGAGGCCAAGGAGGAGAGGCUGGCCCGGAGCGCAGUGCUGGCGCCCGUGGGUCUGCAUCAGGUGUCUGAAGAGCACGUUGACAUGAGUGUCGCAUGUGUACUUGGGUCUGAAAACAAUGUGAGGAGACAACCUGGUAGUCCUUCCGUACCGAGGACUGGUUUCUACCUGCAGCUCCUGGGUUCAGAGGUGGGGCUUUCUCUCCGCCUGGGAUCAGCCUCUGGUUCAGCACAUGCUCCCGCACUUCAGAAAAGCCAGCGCUGUCCUGUAGCUAAGGAUGGCAGUUUGCAUUCUGUGACUGUCGUCAGUAGUCUGUUCUUUGAUCACUGGGUGAUGCUGUGUUCCUCUCUCUCCUGCCGGCACUCUUUAAUUACCUGAGGAAGGAGGUUCCUCAGUGAUUUUUCUCCUGGGAGUCGGAGAAGGUUGCUGUUCGUCCUGCUAGGCCAGCCCUGCCCGCACAGACCCCACGGUACCUGGCACGUGGUCGGGAGCCGGCACGUGCGGCUCCCCUGCCCGGGAGGCCCAUGGAGAGGAUGCCCUGUGGCAGGACUGUCAUCAAAGAGGGGAUGCUGACCAAACAGAACAAUUCAUUCCAGCGAUCAAAAAGGAGAUACUUCAAGCUGCGGGGGCGGACGCUGUACUAUGCAAAAACGGCCAAGUCCAUCAUAUUUGACGAGGUGGACCUGACAGAUGCCAGCGUGGCUGAAUCCAGCACCAAGAACGUCAACAACAGUUUCACGGUCAUCACUCCAUGUAGGAAGCUCAUCUUAUGUGCUGACCACAGGAAAGAGAUGGAAGACUGGAUUGCAGCGCUGAAGACCGUCCAGAACAGGGAGCACUUUGAGCCUUCCCAGUACAGCAUGGACCAUUUCUCAGGGAUGCACAACUGGUACGCGUGUUCCCAUGCGCGGCCGACCUACUGCAACGUGUGUCGCGAGGCUCUGUCUGGGGUCACGUCGCACGGACUGUCCUGUGAAGUGUGCAAAUUUAAGGCCCACAAACGGUGUGCUGUGCGUGCAACCAACAACUGCAAGUGGACCACGCUGGCCUCCAUCGGGAAGGACAUCCUUGAGGAUGAGGACGGGAUCGCCAUGCCGCAUCAGUGGCUGGAAGGGAACCUGCCCGUGAGCGCCAAGUGCACGGUGUGCGACAAGACGUGCGGCAGCGUGCUGCGCCUGCAGGACUGGCGCUGUCUCUGGUGCAAGGCCAUGGUGCACACGUCAUGUAAAGAGUCCUUACAGACCAAGUGUCCGCUGGGCCUGUGUAAGGUGUCGGUCAUCCCGCCCACAGCGCUCAACAGCAUCGAUUCUGACGGCUUCUGGAAGGCCACGUGCCCUCCGUCCUGCACGAGCCCGUUGUUGGUCUUUGUCAACUCCAAAAGUGGGGAUAACCAGGGUGUGAAGUUCCUCAGAAGAUUCAAACAGCUGCUGAACCCUGCCCAAGUGUUUGACCUCAUGAACGGAGGACCACACCUUGGCUUACGCUUAUUCCAGAAGUUUGACACAUUCCGGAUUUUGGUUUGUGGUGGGGAUGGCAGCGUUGGCUGGGUGCUCUCUGAGAUUGACAGCCUCAAUCUUCACAAACAGUGUCAGCUGGGAGUGCUGCCCCUCGGCACAGGGAACGACCUGGCUCGUGUGCUAGGCUGGGGCUCAGCCUGUGAUGAUGACACCCAGCUCCCGCAGAUCUUGGAAAAGCUAGAAAGAGCCAGCACCAAGAUGCUGGACCGGUGGAGCGUCAUGGCCUACGAGACCAAGCUGCCCCGGCCGGCCUCCUCUUCCACCGGCACUGAGGACUUCAGCGAGAGCUCUGAGGUGCAACAAAUCCUCUUCUAUGAAGACUCAGUGGCGGCCCACCUUUCUAAAAUCCUGACCUCAGACCAGCACUCGGUGGUGAUUUCCUCAGCCAAAGUGCUCUGCGAGACGGUGAAGGACUUUGUGGCUCGGGUGGGGAAGGCCUACGAGAAGACCACAGAGAGCUCAGAGGAGUCAGAGGUCAUGGCCAAGAAGUGCUCUGUCCUGAAAGAGAAGCUGGACUCUCUCCUCAAGACCCUGGACGAUGAGUCCCAGGCCUCGUCCUCCCUGCCCACCCCGCCUCCCACCAUCGCAGAGGAGGUGGAAGAUGGAGACGGGGCGGGCAGCGGCUGCGGCUCCACUGGGGAGCGCUCGGUGGGGUCGACGUGCCCCUCUCGGCCGCAGAUAUUCCGUCCACGGGAACAGCUCAUGCUCAGAGCCAAUAGCCUGAAGAAAGCCAUCCGGCAGAUCAUAGAACACACAGAAAAAGCUGUCGAUGAGCAGAACGCCCAGACCCAAGAACAGGAGGGGUUCACCUUAGGUCUCUCUGAGUCGGAAGAGAGAAAAGACCCGAAGGAUGACAGAGUGUGUCCCACAGAGAGCUGUGGGGUUGCCAAGACCAGGAGCCUCCGCAAAGUGUCCAGAUCCCCAUGUGAGAAGCUGAUAAGCAAAGGAAGUUUGACACUGGGCAGUUCUGCCUCUCUUCCUCCCCAGUCAGGAAACCGGGAUGGGCUGCCCGCACUGAACACCAAGAUCCUGUUCUCGAACGUUCGGGCUGGGAUGUCUGGUUCCUUGCCUGGAGGUUCAGUCAUCAGUCGCCUGUUAAUUAAUGCUGAUCCCUUUAACUCGGAAUCAGAAAACCUAGAGUAUUACACGGAGAAGUGCGUCAUGAACAAUUAUUUUGGCAUCGGCCUGGAUGCGAAGAUAUCCCUGGACUUCAACAACAAGCGUGACGAGCACCCAGAGAAGUGCAGGAGCCGGACCAAGAACAUGAUGUGGUACGGAGUUCUUGGAACCAAAGAGCUGCUGCACAGAACCUACAGGAACCUGGAGCAGAAGGUCCUGCUGGAGUGUGACGGGAGACCCAUCCCACUCCCCAGUCUCCAGGGGAUUGCUGUCCUCAACAUUCCCAGCUAUGCCGGAGGGACCAACUUCUGGGGGGGCACCAAGGAAGAUGAUACUUUUGCAGCUCCGUCAUUCGAUGAUAAGAUUCUGGAGGUGGUCGCUGUAUUUGGCAGUAUGCAGAUGGCCGUCUCUCGCGUCAUUAGGCUGCAGCAUCACCGAAUCGCCCAGUGUCGCACGGUGAAGAUUUCCAUCCUGGGGGAUGAGGGCGUACCUGUGCAAGUGGACGGAGAGGCCUGGGUCCAGCCUCCAGGAUACAUUCGGAUCAUCCACAAGAACCGGGCUCAGACGCUCACCAGAGAUAGGGCGUUUGAGAACACCCUCAAGUCCUGGGAAGACAAGCAGAAGUGUGAACUUCCUCGCCCUCCGUCUUUCUCUCUGCACCCGGAGAUCCUGUCUGAGGAAGAGGCCACGCAGAUGGACCACUUCGGGCAGGCGGCGGGAGCCCUCAUCCACAGUAUCCGGGAGAUAGCUCAGUCCCAUCACGACAUGGAGCAGGAACUUGCCCACGCCGUCAAUGCCAGCUCCAAGUCCAUGGACCGGGUGUACGGCAAGCCCAGAGCCACAGAGGGGCUGAACUGCAGCUUUGUCCUGGAAAUGGUGAAUAACAUCAAAGCUCUGCGCAGCGAGACCGAACUGCUGCUGGCUGGGAAGAUGGCCCUGCAGUUGGAUCCCCCUCAAAAAGAGCGGCUCGGGGCCGCUCUUGCCGAGAUGGACCAGCAGCUCAGGAAGCUGGCGGACACCCCCUGGCUGUGCCAGCCCGUGGAGCCCGGUGAUGAGGAGAAUGUGAUGCUGGAGCUUUCCAAACGCAGCCGCAGUGGCAAAUUCCGCCUGGUGACGAAGUUUAAGAAAAACAGCAAGAACAGAGAAGCCCGCAGUAGCCUGGGAGCCCCGGUUCACCUCUGGGGGACAGAGGAGGUUGCUGCCUGGCUGGAGCACCUCAGUCUCUGUGAGUAUAAGGACAUCUUCACGCGGCACGACAUCCGGGGCUCCGAGCUCCUGCACCUGGAGCGGAGGGACCUCAAGGACCUCGGCGUGACCAAGGUGGGCCACGUGAAGCGGAUCCUGUGUGGCAUCAAGGAGCUGAGCCGGAGCGCUCCUGCCACCGAGGCCUAGCCGUGGCCCUGUCGGCCUGCGUCCCCCGCUCGCCCCGCGACUGAGGCCGGGGACCCGCUGCCCCUUCUCAUGGUGCUACUCCCCCUGCUCCGGACGGGAAGCCUCGCGGACGCCCGUUCCGUGACCGUCCCGGGGUCUCGCGCACACCAACACAGCUACCUUCGAAACGACGCCUCGCCCGGCCCCGACACCGCGUGGGGCGGACCGCCACCACCUCUCUGCUCCUGCCGACCCGGGACCCGGGCUGGGCCCGGCCUCCGGGCGCCGGGUUGUCCCGUGGAGGCGGCCCGCCUGGGCCACGCGAGCUCGUCCCGCGGGUCCCCGCCGCGAGCCCCGUGACCGCGUGCCGCGUGGCCUCUCCCAGGCGUGCGGACCCCGGCCUGGCCGGCAGCCUCCCGCGCCAGCAAGUUCCGUGUCCGCGGGCCACCCUGGUUCUCCGCGGCAGCCUUGCAAGGCCCCCGCCUGAUGUCCCCCGGGUAUUGCGGAGUCUUUGGCCGAGACGCCGCCUCUCCUGCUUUGAAAGCGGCCUGGACGCGCUGCCGUCCCGCCCGUGUUCGCGGUGCGUGGAGACGAAGGACGAAGAGGGCUCGCCCUCCUCGAGUCGAGUGGACGGACGGUGACGAUCUUGGGCUGACAGAUCCCCUCUCCGGUUGCCUUUGGCCUCGUCCGUGUGGCGCCCUCCUCUUGAGCUGCUGGCGUGGGCACGUGGUCCCUCUGUCCCCGAGAUGCCGUAGCCUCCCGUCUCCCCUCAGACAGAGGGUGUGUUUGCGUGAGCUCGGUGUUGGCGGGCGCGAGCGCGUCCCGGGCGCUGGGGCGAUGCCUCGCCCCGUCCUGGGGGACCGUCCCCACCGACCGUCUCUGGCCCUGUGGGCGGCCGUCUGCCUCGGGCCGCUCUCGCCCACGUCCCCAGCCCUCCCCGUCUCCCCCGUCGCCACCACAGCCCACCCUGCAGGGCUCUGUAACCCGGCCCAGCUGUGAGCCGGGGCCCCGUGCCCCUACCCUGUAGCUCGCUUCACCCCUCAUCCUCGUGAGGCGGGGGGGGGGGGGGGCUGCAGGUGUCAUCCGGUCACCCUUGGGGGAACCUUUGGGGCGCUGAACAGCAUCUGCCUGCUGCUCCCUCUGCAAGCCCCUCCCCCUCACUGGGGUGCACGGUGGCCCCUCCACCCCCACCCCCCGUGAGCCUGGCCGGGCCUCUGCUGCCGGUUUGGGGGCACUCCUGCUGGGGCCCUGGUGGGCACCUGGCCUGCUCCUGUCCCUGAGGGUGUGGUGGCGGCGACAGGGCGGGGGGGGGGGGGGGCGCCUGUGCUCCGCAGCGUGCUCAGCUGUUGUGCGUGGCCUUCCCCACCCCGACGCCCCCUGUGCCAUCAGACGGCUGCUUUGGACCCGGGAAGGCAGAGAGGGAUCAUCUGGCCACUGGAAGUCACCAGCUUUCAAGGUAGAACAGGCUGACAAAGGAGACCGUGGGGUCCUGAGCCCGUGGUACCAGAACGGCGUCUGCUCUGUCACCUAUGGCCGGGCCCUGGGCUCUGAGGUCCUCGGGGCGAGCCGGGGACAGGCACGUGCUCGGUGAGGAGGGGAGCGGCGGCCGGUGCUGACGCUGUGGGGCCGUCCCGUACCCUCCGCGCCCUCCCUUGGGAAAGCCCGAGGGCUGGGUGAAGCAUGGUGUUUAGAAUUAGUAUGUCGUCAGUGAUAAAAACAACACUGUUUACGUAAAAACCGUUUUUCUGAUUCUAGUAAGUUAGAGGCGAAUGGAGUAAACGUGAGUGUUGCAUGGAAGCGUGUUGGCGUCCGGCCGGUGCCGCAUCUGCUGCGGUGGCCGUGUUGGUUCCCGUGAGGCCGCUCCUCUGCCUGCCCCCCGACGUCCCUGCCGAGGCUGGGCGCUGUCCCGCGGGGACCCCGGUCCCGUCAGCGUGGAGGGAGGGAGGAAGGGUCCUGGGGAGUCUUGGACAAAAGGUUUUGUGCCCUCGGGCGGGGCUUACCCCUCAUAUUUAUGAUCUUAAUUUAUACGGUGCCCGCCGUGGAAGCAAAUGCCUCCUGUAUUGCUGUGUACAGACCCAAUCUGGGGUUGUAAAUAGGUUGUUCUGUGUAUAAAUAAAACCUGCCGUUGUCAGA